AUGGCCGACUAUCAGCGCGACCGUAUGCCGCCACCGAGGCAGCCGCAGCAACAGCAGCAGCAGCAACGGCCCCAGCAGUAUGAUAACGACUACCAACGGGAUGCUGCCUUUUCCAGCAUCUUCGGCGCCGCUCCUCCACCCGGCCGCUCGCAGACCAUGACCUCGUCAGUGCCGCCGCCUCAGUUCAGUCAAGAUGGGCGCACCAAUACAAUGUCCUCAACGACCUCGGGCAUGUCUGAGAUGCACAGAGCGCCACCCCCGCGGCCGCCGCCAGGCGGUGACUACCGCAACCAAUAUCCCCCUCCCCGGCCGCGCCCGAACGACGGUGGCCAAGGAUACGGCUACCAUCCGGGCCAACAACGCGCAGCAUCGGGCGGACAACAAGUGCCAUCACCCCAAUAUAUGCAGCAGCAGCAGCAGCAACGGCGGCCAUAUCCCGGCAGCCCGCCCGCUCAGCAACCGGGGCCGCCACGCUUCGACCCUCGACGAGGACCACCGCCAGCCCAAGGCUACUAUGACAACAAUGUCCAGCGUACUCCAACACAACGUUUUUAUCAGGAUGGAAGACCCCCGCCCGCUAUGAACGCAGACCCAUACCGGUCUCAGUCUCUAGCCAGCUACCCGAGACCACAAAUGUACCAGCAGUCUCCUCCACAGCCGUACCAACAACAGCAGCAGCAGAGUCAACAGCCACCAGCCAACGCCAUGCGGAAUGCUCAGUAUGCUCAACAGUCUGCUCGGACAACAGCCCAUGGCCGAAUUGUCCCCGAUCGACAUAUGGAAGACCGGUCAAUGACUAUGACUGGGUAUCCUUCGCACGACCGAGACUCACACCAGACCAUGAGCGGCCGUGUCAUUCCCAAUAGGCGACCGGCGGGUGCAAGCCCACCACACCCCGAGUAUGGGAGCAACCAUGCCUCUCCAAACCCAGGGUACGCAGCUGGAUACGGGCCACCUGGUUCUCAGACAAGGACGACGAGCAUGGUUUCAUCGACUGGUAACGACAGCAACAGGACCAUGUCGAUGGCUUCCACAAUAGCCCCCCCUUCGAUAGCGCCGAGCGACAGGACAGACACGCAAACGCUUGUGCAACGCACAUCGAUGAGCAACUCGAUCAACGGCGAACGCCCCCCCACCGCCAAGAUCAGGCCGCCCAUGGUCUAUCCUGCUCUUCUCUUCCGCGUUGCCGAAUGCUUCCGCCAGAAGAUCGUCACCGGUGACCGCACCAAGAACGAGCUUACAUACAAGAAUGCUUUCAGUGGUGCUGAAGCCGUCGACGUUCUCUCGUACAUCAUCAGGACGACAGACAGGAACCUGGCUUUGCUCCUUGGUCGGGCCCUCGAUGCGCAGAAGUUCUUCCACGAUGUAACCUACGAACACCGGUUGCGCGAUUCGACGUAUGAAAUGUACCAGUUCCGGGAGACGAUGACAGAUGAAGCUGAGGAGAAGGAUGCGGUCAACGGCGUCUUCGUUUUGCUCUCUGAGUGCUAUUCCCCGACUUGCACGCGGGACCAGCUCUGCUACUCCAUUGCCUGCCCACGACGACUGGAACAGGUGUCAAGGCUGAACCUCAAGAUGGGCCCUGGUCUCAAGGCCGAAGGGGCGACGCCUGUGAACGACGACGAUGUGGAUCAGACCGACGAACAGAAACUAUGGAUUAACAGCGUGCCCAAGGAGAUCGCCGACAGCAUAAGCGACCGGGAGAAGAAGAGGCAGGAGAUCAUUUCGGAGAUUUGCUACACAGAGAGAGACUUUGUUAAGGAUCUCGAGUACCUCCGGGAUUUCUGGAUUUAUCCGCUCCGGGGAAAAAUCAACGGCCAUUCCCCCAUCCCGGCGGCCAGGAGGGAGAAGGUCGUUCGAAAUAUCUUUACCAACAUUAUCGACGCCCCCAGUAUCCACGGCGUGAGCUCCAGGUUCGCGAGGUCGUUGACCGAGAGGCAACAGAAGAGCCCGGUUGUGAAGAACGUGGGCGAUAUCUUCCUGGAGUUUGUGCCACAGUUCGAGCCCUUCAUCCUGUAUGGUUCGAAGCAGCUCGAAGGCAAAUUCGAGUUUGAGAACGAGCGGUCUUUGAACAAGGAUUUUGCGAGGUUCGUCGACGAAGUCGAGCGGCGCAGAGAGUCCAGGAAGCUGGAGCUCAAUGGUUACCUUACCAAGCCGACGACGAGAUUAGCUCGGUACCCGCUUCUUCUUGAUAACGUGCUUAAAUACACGGAGGACGACAGCCCGGAUAAGGAAGACCUUCCGAAGGUCUUGACCAUGAUCCGAGAUCUGCUGGGCCGGGUCAACGAGGAGUCCGGCAAGGCUGAGAAUCGCUUCAAUCUACGGCGUCUUCACGAGCAGCUCAGGUUCCGCCCGAACGAGAAGGUGGACUUGAAGCUUACCGACGAGGGCCGCGAGCUGGUGUUCAAGGGCCAGUUCAAGAAAACACCUACCGAGAACCCAGAUCUCACUGCAUUCCUGUUUGAUCACGCAGUGCUUCUUGUGCGCAUCAAGCAGGUAGGGAAGACGGAGGAGGUGAAGGCGUACCGUAGGCCCAUUCCAUUGGAACUGCUAUCGAUCAAGGAGAUGGAAGAGGUGAUACCCGACUCCGGUGUGAAGCGCUCAUCGUCCAGCAUCCUCCCCGCUUUGCGUAACACCGGGGGUGAGACAAAGAAGGGCGAAGGCUGGCCCAUAACAUUCCGGCAUCUCGGCAAGAACGGCUACGAGUUGACUCUAUACGCGUCGAACCAGCUGGGCCGGCAGAAGCUCCUCGAGGCCAUUGACAAUGUCCAGCAGCGCCUCAGGGCUCGUGCCGACUUCCUCAACACAACCGUCAUCACGUCCGGCUUCUUCUCCGGCACGAACAAGGUCAAUUGCGUGGCGCCGUUUGACGGCGGUCGCAAGCUCAUCUACGGAACUGACAACGGCAUCUACGUGUCGGAUCGCAGGUCCAAGGAUAAUGCACCACCUAAGCGUGUCAUUGACGUGCCAAGUGUCACCCAGGUCGAUGUUCUCGAGGAGUACUCCUUGCUACUUGUGCUCUCGAACCGCUCGCUCCUGUCGUAUCAGCUCGGUGCCCUGGACCCCAACGAGCCCAUCUCAUCCAAGCGUUCCAAGAAGAUCCAGAGCCAUUGUAACUUCUUCAAGACUGGCAUCUGCCUCGGCCGCCACCUGGUGUGCUGCGUCAAGAGUUCGGCGCUGUCGACAACCAUCAAGGUCUACGAGCCCAACGAUGCCAUGUCGCGCACCAAGAAGCAGAAGGGCCUCAGCAAGAUGUUCAACGCUGGCCAAGACGAGCUCAAGCCUUUCAAGGAGUUUUACAUCCCCACCGAGUCCAGCUCGGUGCACUUCCUCAAGUCCAAACUCUGCGUCGCCUGCGCCCGCGGGUUCGAGGUGGUCUCCCUCGAGACGCUCGAGACGCAGUCUCUGCUCGACCAAGCCGACACCUCACUCGAUUUUGUGUCCCGCAAAGAAGGCGUCAAGCCCAUCCACAUCGAGCGUCUCAACGGCGAGUUCCUGCUCAACUACUCGGACUUCUCCUUCUUCGUUAACCGCAACGGCUGGCGCGCGAGGCCCGAGUGGCGGCUCGACUGGGAGGGCACGCCGCAGGCCUUUGCCCUGUCAUACCCCUGGAUCCUGGCGUUUGAGCCCAACUUCAUCGAACUCCGGCAUAUUGAGAAUCUGGCGGUCCAUAUUGUGCCGCACCGGAAUAUUCGCAUGCUGCACAGCAGCACGCACGAGAUUUUGUUUGCGUAUGAAGAUGAGCGCGGCGAGGAUGUCAUCGUGGCCAUUGAUUUCUGGAAGAGCCAACGGAAAUCGGAGAUGCCUCUCCUUCCCAACCCGGCCUCGCCGCCGAGUACCUCGCAGGGCUCGUCACGACUGGGCUCGGGGAUGUGA
Messenger RNA from Chaetomium globosum CBS 148.51, 3876 nucleotides. RefSeq lists its product as uncharacterized. Lineage: Eukaryota; Fungi; Ascomycota; Sordariomycetes; Sordariales; Chaetomiaceae. The transcript has 4 exons. Gene Ontology annotation, molecular function: guanyl-nucleotide exchange factor activity. Gene Ontology annotation, biological process: intracellular signal transduction. Bases 1 to 3876 code for a protein of 1291 amino acids. The record is from RefSeq and is a predicted model, not a curated record.